Molecule: messenger RNA, 1500 nt
Organism: Talaromyces proteolyticus
Lineage: Eukaryota; Fungi; Ascomycota; Eurotiomycetes; Eurotiales; Trichocomaceae
Product: DUF890 domain protein
Exons: 10
Coding region: 1-1500 (499 amino acids)
Biological process (GO): rRNA base methylation
Cellular component (GO): nucleus
Molecular function (GO): 23S rRNA (adenine(1618)-N(6))-methyltransferase activity
Source: RefSeq, a predicted model, not a curated record
AUGGUCGAUCUUGGCGUUCUCCAGUUCUGCGGCCGAUCGAUCAAAUCGAUUAAUUUAAUAUUAUCAAUAUUAUCAAUUAUCACUGCCAUCUCGAUUCUCGAUCUUGCUAUUCGGCCGAUCAGUGCCAUGUGUGUCUUGCCCAGCUUGGCAUUCUAUCACGAGUCGCCCAUUCGCAACUGGACAGCAGCCCCUGUUGAUUCGAUCCAAACAACCAAGAGGCCUAGUUCUAGCGACACGCGUUCAUGCUACGCUAAGCGUCUUAAAGCAAAUGACCAAUUAAACUUCAGUGAUCCAGACGCUGUUAGGCAACUCACUAGGACCUUGUUGGAACGAGACUUCAAGCUAAAUGUGGAUCUCCCUGAUGAUAGAUUGUGCCCACCAGUACCGAACAGGUUGAACUAUAUUCUCUGGCUCCAAGAUCUCCUCGACACGACGUCUGAAGUUGGAAACGAUGAAUAUGACCCUGGUAAAGAGAUUCUUGGUCUUGAUAUAGGAACCGGAUGCUGCGGUAUUUACCCCCUGCUGGGUUGUUCCAUGCGUCCGUCGUGGAAUUUUGUCGCCACAGAUAUUGACGAUAAGAACCUACUCUCAUCUCGGCAAAACGUCUCCAAAAAUAACAUGGACAGGCGGAUCAAAAUAGUGAAGACCAACCCAGACGAUUUUCUUAUUCCACUUGACAAGCUUGGUGUUGACAGAUUGGACUUUACUAUGUGCAACCCACCUUUUUACGAAUCCGAACAAGAACUACUUUACUCGGCAGCUGCAAAAUCAAGACCUCCUUUUUCAGCAUGUACAGGUGCAGCAAUUGAAAUGAUUACCAGCGGUGGAGAAGUCGCCUUUGUCACGAGAAUGAUUACGCAGUCUGUCACAUUAAAGACAAAAGUUCGCUGGUAUACAAGCAUGCUUGGUAAAAUGUCUAGUGUAUCAACUAUAGUGCAGAAGCUCCUUGAAGCCGGUGUCACAAACUGGGCUGUUACAGAGUUUGUCCAGGGGAAAGGAACUAAGCGUUGGGCUGUUGGCUGGAGUUGGAUGGACUGGAGGCCACGAAGUGAUAUUAGUAGAGGACUCUCUACCCUCCCAAAACAUCUACUCCCUUUCCCAUCACAUUAUAGCAUUGAGCUUCCCAAAGAAAAGAGACUCAACGAAGCCGGCAGGAAACUUGACGCCGAGUUCUCAUCACUUAGAUAUCUUUUCUAUACAUGGUCUACGCAUGAGUCAUGCAUUGGAUUCGCAAAGGAAGAUGUGUGGUCAAGAAAAGCCCGGCGAAAAUUCUCGAAAGAGCAACACACAAAGAGUUCCAAUGAUAGCGAUGAGAUGCGUGUCGAAGAGGAAUGGCAGAAUAUUUCAAAAGAAAAAGCGGAAUUAGGGUUUCGUGUUGAUUUGAGACUUGCUGCUGAUGAGAGAGUGGUGUUGACCAUUCGUUGGCUAAAGGGGAUAGAUCAAGUGCUCUUUGAAAGUUUUUGUGGCAUGGUCAAGAGGAAGCUAUUUGAAGAGACGUGA